CCAACAUUGGCGGUACUAGGACGAAAGCAUCAACCACAGACAGCACUCGACGACGUCGGCAAGUACUCGGAUGGACUACCGCAAGCGCAAUCGAUUUGAGAGCAUGAACGAUGACAGCUAUUCGAAGACGGCAGAGGGAGGACAAGUGGCGAUAGCCGCGGCGCCUUCGCGACGAAAGCAGCAACGCAGACAAUUGCAGAGGGCGAUGUCACUGCCCAACAUCCAACUGCAGAUGGAACGCAAACCCGACCCUCCAUCAAUCUUUCCCGACGUCGACGUCCGGUCCCUUCGUUUGGCCGAAGUGCGCAGUUGGGUUUGUCCUUCGGUGAAGUCACCACCACCCUCGACGACAGAACCACAAGUGCUUGCAACGACACCCCCGAUUCCUCCUCCGACAGAGAACCUUCAUCUUCUUGAGAAACACCUAGACGAUGCCAUCGAAGCCAUGCGCAUUGAGCUGAGUUUGGACACCGGCGUCAUGUCCAAGGAUGGCCGCGAAGUCGCUCCGUCAAACCUUCUCUUACCGUCGCAUACCGCGGCCGCGAAUCCUGUUUCGACCCUUGGUACUUCUUCUUCGUCGUUGCGGAAGGAAGGUUCUGUUGGCGGCAAUGGCUUGACGAUCAUGUCCUCUUCGACCCCCACGUCCAGCAGCGUCGCCACCGCAAGUCCCCACACGCCGUCUCCGCUUCCACAGGCGCCCGCUUCGACGCCCAAGAAGCGCUUUAGCCUCCGUCUACAGCUCGACGACAUGCCGACGCCCCAACAAGCCGAGAACCGCGCCAACCGCGCCGCGAAUCGGCUACUCGCGUCCCGCGACGCCAUGGAUCCCACCGACACGGGCCCCGUCAGCGGCAUGCAAAAAGCCAUGCUGGCUUUCCGCUUGAGCAAUCAUUCGGGCUCGGACAACGACCCGAGCUCCCCCCAUGACGGAGGCGAAUUGGGCCGAUUCAGCAACGGCAGCUCAUACUCACCCAACCAUGGGCGGUUCACGACGCAGAACGUGCUCGUGUCGGAGGCGGGCAUCGCGUCGCCCGACUCGUCCUGCUUGCACCUGCAGGAGAAUGUCGUGCAGGUGCGCGAAGUCGGGCGGGGGGCGUCGGGGGUCGUGUACAAGGCGGUGCAUUUGCCCACUUUGAAAGUCGUGGCCAUCAAAGAAAUUCCAGUGUAUGGAAAAAGCCAGCGACGACAAAUGGUGCGCGAACUCCACGCGCUCUACGCCAACCUGGUGCCCCUGGACGACAAGAACAACCGGUCGUCGACUGCAAUUCGAUUACCGAGCCCGUACAUUGUGAGCUUUUACGACGCAUAUGUGGACAAGCAAAAGAACUGCAUCUCACUCGUGAUGGAGUACAUGGGGGUGGGGUCGCUGCAGGACGUGGUGCUCAAGUGUGGCGGCAUCGCCGAGCCCCUCGUCGCGCGCAUCGCCGCCAGCGUCCUCCGCGGCCUCCAGCACAUCCAUGGCAACCGCAUGGUGCAUCGAGACAUCAAGCCGCACAAUCUGCUCCUAAACCACCAAGGGGACAUCAAAAUUUCCGACUUUGGGCUCGCCCGGACGCUCAAUGACAACGCGACGCAGACCAAGACGUUUGUCGGAACGUUGCUAUAUAUGGCGCCCGAGCGCAUCGGCGGCGGCGACUAUGCGUAUCCUUCGGACAUUUGGUCCUUUGGCCUCGUGUUGGUCUCGGUGGCGCUCGGGCGGUACCCGUUGCCCACCCACGACGGGUUUUUUGGGUUGGUGGACUCGGUGGCCAACGAAGGGUACUUGAAGCUGCCCCCCGUGUUUUCCGAUGCGUGCCGGGAUUUCAUGGACAAGUGCUUGGCGAUAGAGCCUGAAGACCGGUGGACAGCAGAGCAGCUGCUACGCCACCCAUUCCUCGUUCAAAAUCCACCCGAAACGACGCUCAAGCUGUGGAAGCAGUUUGUUGACACAAUCUGCGAGCCACGACGGACCGAGCUCGAAGACAUUAGCGAUGCCGUGUACAGUCAUAUUUAUCAGAACAUUCAGAACUACACGACAACCACGACGCCACAGGUAGAUAUCAUUCGGAUCGUCAUGCAACGCAUCUGACGAGAUAUGACUGUGGGGAUGAUAUGCUACUGUAGUCGGACUAUGGGAUGUCCAUGCUGAGUGACACACCGAGGCACAUAAUGUCUGUGCCACCCGUCGAGCGAAGUUUGCAGUUGGGCUUGUCCAAGUACCUGGACCUGCCGGCAUCGGUCGUGUACGACAAGUUUGAAGAGGUAAGAGUGGGUGUGACGGUGUCACAUAUUUGAUUUUUAUGUAGAAGCGGCAACUGUACAAGGAAAAGCUAUGGGAUGAUUUCACGUGCUUUACCCCGCGGAGCUGGUCCAACUCCCCCGGCGACGGUCGACGGGCGAGUCUCAUGGGCAGUGCCGCGUCGAGUCCCCAUCUUCCUGCCAAACAGCAGCACCCGAAGACCCUACCCCGGCGGCGUCCAUCGUUUUGGCAGCGCAUGCAAGAGUCCCUCAAGCAAACGUUGGGGGGGGCGAGUUCUAGUAGUACUAGUAAACCGUCCAAGUAACUAUUAAUAGUGGCAGCAUUCCUUGGUACUAUUCGGC
Molecule: messenger RNA, 2580 nt
Organism: Aphanomyces astaci
Lineage: Eukaryota; Oomycota; Saprolegniomycetes; Saprolegniales; Verrucalvaceae
Product: serine/threonine protein kinase, variant 3
Exons: 10
Coding region: 71-2068 (665 amino acids)
Biological process (GO): MAPK cascade; protein phosphorylation
Molecular function (GO): ATP binding; MAP kinase kinase activity
Source: RefSeq, a predicted model, not a curated record